Messenger RNA from Eutrema salsugineum, 1571 nucleotides. RefSeq names its product beta-1,6-galactosyltransferase GALT31A. The record is from RefSeq and is a predicted model, not a curated record. Gene Ontology annotation, molecular function: hexosyltransferase activity. Bases 218 to 1423 code for a protein of 401 amino acids. NCBI's taxonomy places the organism in Eukaryota, Viridiplantae, Streptophyta, Magnoliopsida, Brassicales, Brassicaceae. Gene Ontology annotation, cellular component: Golgi membrane. The transcript is spliced from 11 exons.
AAAAUGAUAAAAAAGGAAAAGAAAAGUAGGAAUCAAUUACAGACAUUAUUGGGUUUUCUUUUCUUUUCCUUUUUCCUCUUCCGAGAGAAGACGAUGAUGUCGUUGAGUUAAGCUGUUGUUUUCUCUCGACAACCUUAAAAAGAAAGGAAGAAGCUUUCUCUCUUCUCUUGAGAGUUUUUGAAAGAAACGUUUUUUUUUUGUAUAAAAUAAAAUAAAAAUGGGAGUGGGAAGACAUCAGAAAUCUGCAACUUCUGGUGUUUCAGCGAGAUGGGUUUUUCUUCUCUGCAUUUCUAGCUUCGUUCUUGGUGUUCUUGUCGUUAACAGGAUAUUAGCAACUUCUGAGACCAUAGAUGGCAAUGAGAGAGCUUCAUUUGAGCAGAAUGAUCAAGCUAGUUCACUUCAUCCUCUUGUUGAUUGCGAGAGCAAGGAAGGAGACAUUCUAUCUCGAGUUUCGCAUACUCAUGAUGUUAUCAAGACAUUAGACAAGACAAUUUCAUCGCUUGAAGUAGAACUAGCCACAGCUCGAGCAGCAAGAUCUGACGGUAGAGAUGGAUCUCCAGCUGUUUCAAAAUCCAUAGACGCAGACCAAUCGAAUCAACGGCCUCGGAUGUUCUUUGUGAUGGGAAUCAUGACUGCUUUCAGUAGCAGAAAACGAAGAGACUCGAUAAGAGGAACCUGGCUUCCUAAAGGGGAUGAGUUGAAAAGGCUAGAGACAGAGAAAGGAAUCAUAAUGCGAUUUGUCAUUGGUCACAGUAGUUCUCUUUCUGGAGGAGUCUUGGAUCACACCAUUGAAGCUGAAGAAGAACAACACAAGGACUUUUUUCGCCUGAAUCACAUAGAAGGCUAUCAUGAAUUGUCAUCUAAAACCCAAAUAUACUUCUCAUCUGCUGUUGCAAAAUGGGAUGCAGACUUCUACAUUAAAGUGGAUGAUGAUGUUCACGUAAAUCUCGGAAUGCUUGGUUCUACAUUGGCUCGCCACAGAUCAAAACCGCGGGUGUACAUUGGUUGCAUGAAGUCUGGACCUGUCCUUGCUCAAAAAGGAGUCAAAUACCAUGAGCCAGAAUAUUGGAAGUUUGGUGAAGACGGAAACAAGUACUUCAGACACGCUACUGGACAAAUCUAUGCCAUCUCCAAAGAUUUAGCAACUUAUAUCUCAGUAAACCGGCAACUACUUCACAAAUAUGCCAAUGAAGAUGUCUCGUUAGGAUCUUGGUUUAUUGGUCUCGAUGUUGAACAUAUCGAUGAUAGAAGCCUCUGCUGUGGAACACCCUUGGAUUGUGAGUGGAAGGGUCAAGCAGGGAACCCUUGCGCAGCAUCUUUCGACUGGAGCUGCAGCGGACUCUGCAAAUCUGUGGAAAGAAUGCUUGAAAUACAUCAACGAUGCGGAGAAGACGAAGGAGCAAUCUGGCACACCAGUUUCUAAAGCUAUAAAAAGCUCUUUGACCAAGUAAUGUAUAGUUUCAGGUUCCUUCUUGAUGGAUGAUUAGUAUAAGUUAUGGUUAUGAUUAUGAUGUGACGUUCAUGUAUACCAUUAGAGGGAUCGUCUAAAGCCCCAAUUUUUGCCUCCUAAA